CCACAAUUACUUGUCCCUCGCCCAUGUGGCCAGCUUUCAAAGCCUGGGGCUGGAGGUUAUUGUUUGAGAGAAGUUUUGAAGUCAGACCAGUCUUUGUAUUGCACAGUCCAAGUAAAUGUCCAAAAGAUAUGUCAAGAGUCCUGCAACUUGUCAAAACCAUAUCAUGAGCAGCCCAAAGACAUACACAUGUUAAUCAAAACUAUGGUUCAGCACAACUUCCCCUCAUUGAAGCAGUAUCAAGAUGCAUGGCCUGCUGCAGAUUUUGCCACUAUAUUCCUGAAGAAUACAUCCUUAGUGAGGCAGUGA
This is a messenger RNA of Pisolithus orientalis, 306 nucleotides long. RefSeq lists its product as uncharacterized. Lineage: Eukaryota; Fungi; Basidiomycota; Agaricomycetes; Boletales; Pisolithaceae. The annotation marks the transcript as partial. The transcript is spliced from 3 exons. The record is from RefSeq and is a predicted model, not a curated record.